Messenger RNA from Aspergillus uvarum CBS 121591, 1570 nucleotides. Its product is annotated as Gfo/Idh/MocA family protein. Lineage: Eukaryota; Fungi; Ascomycota; Eurotiomycetes; Eurotiales; Aspergillaceae. The record is from RefSeq and is a predicted model, not a curated record. The transcript has a single exon. Bases 440 to 1525 code for a protein of 361 amino acids. Gene Ontology annotation, molecular function: nucleotide binding.
CGGAUUGUCUGCUUUCUUGAUACCAUCACUUCAAAAGCAUUCACCCACACGGGAUGCUUCCAGGCUCAGGGUCUAGGAUACCUAGAUAUUCUCACUGACUUUAUGAUACCAUUCACAAUCAUCCGGAUCAAGGUCUACCCCUCUAGAGCAGCUUCAUCAAGAUCCAAGGUCAACAAGGUCAAGUAUACUCCUCCCGGAUAAGGACUCAUCCCCAGAUCUCGUUUAGCCACCAGGUCCAGACACAACUCGUCGCUGCCUCUGUCUAUCCCAAUCUCUAUCCGAUCAUCCAGAGACACAAAGUUCUGUGAGUCAGACAUGUCAUGGAACGACCCACUCCAGGGUCCACCGUUUACCCCGGACCCAACUGCUGUGACGGGGUAUAACUAGCUGCUCCCCAGCUGCUCUUCCACCGAACAACCACCUCCAAGCACCUUCCAACAUGCCAUUCAAUAUCAUCAUCGUCGGGGCCGGCCUGAUCGGCCCCCGCCACGCCCAAACCGUCCAGGCCAACCCCAAUACCAACCUCCUUGCCCUGGUGGACCCCUCCCCCAACGCCGUCCAAACGGCCGAGACCCUGCAGACAGCCUACUUCCCCUCCGUGGCCGCCCUCCUCGCCAGCCCCUCCACCCCGCGCCCCGACGCAGCCAUCGUCUGCACCCCCAACCACACGCACAUCCCCAUUGCCACCGACCUCCUGGCGCAGGGCAUCCACGUCCUGCUGGAGAAGCCCAUCAGCGACGACCCAGCCACGGCCCGCGCCCUCCUCUCCACCCUCACCCCGUCAUCCCCGAAACUGCUCAUCGGCCACCACCGCCGCUUCAACCCCUACAUCACCGCCACGAAGCAGCUCCUCUCCCGCAACGCGCUGGGCCCGCUCAUCGCGCUCAACGGCCUCUGGACCCUGUACAAACCCGACAGCUACUUCGCCCCACCGGGCGACUGGCGCCGCAGCACCACCACAGGCGGCGGGGUGCUCUCCAUCAACCUGAUCCACGACAUCGAUCUGCUGCACUACCUCUUCGGCCCGAUCACGCGGGUCUUCGCCGAGCAAACCCCCUCCACUCGGCCAUCCCCGCCGCACGACGCCGAAGAAGGCGCCGCGAUCACCCUGCGGUUCGCCUCCGGCGUGGUCGGCACCUUCCUGGUGUGCGACGCCACGCCAGCGCCAUGGAGCUUCGAGGCCGGCACCGGCGAGAAUCCGCUCAUCCCGCAGGUGCAGGGGCAAGGCGGCGAAGGGUUCUACCGGAUCUUCGGGCAAAAGGGGUCGCUGAGCGUCCCGGACAUGCGGCUGUGGAGCUACGAGGGCCGCGCGCAGCGCAGUUGGAACGAGGAGCUGGCCGUGGAGCGGGCGGCGGUGGACACGACGCAGACGCCGUUCGCGCUGCAGCUGGCACACUUUGUGGAGGUGCUGGAGGGGAAAGUUGAGCCUGUGUGCACGGGGGAGGAGGCAUUGCGGGCGCUGGUGGUGGUGGAGGCGAUCGGCCGGGCGCUGCAGACGGGGCAGGUGGUGGACGUGGAGAAUUAGCCUCGGUCUGGAUAGUUAGUGACUGUAGUAUAGUCAGUAUCAUAA